GAGGAGCCACUCUCCUUACCCCUCACAAAGAUGGCGGCUGAUGACAGACUUAGAGAGCCGACCAGUGAAAAGCUGCGUUGCUUUCGGUGAUCACGCCUUGCCCUGCGCCCGCGGGAGCUGGCACCAGGACCAUGACGCUGACCAAGGGCUCCUUCACCUACUCCAGUGGGGAGGAGUACCGCGGCGAGUGGAAGGAAGGCCGCCGGCACGGCAUGGGCCAGCUGACCUUCGCUGACGGCAGCACCUACCUGGGCCACUUCGAGAACGGGCUCUUUCACGGCUGCGGGGUGCUCACCUUUGCUGACGGCUCCCGGUACGAGGGGGAGUUCGUGCAAGGGAAGUUCAGCGGCGUCGGCGUCUUCACACGCUAUGACAACAUGACCUUCGAGGGCGAGUUCAAGGGCGGCCGCGUCGAGGGCUUCGGGCUCCUGACGUUCCCCGAUGGCUCCCACGGGGUGCCCCGCAACGAGGGCUUCUUUGAGAACAACAAGCUGUUGCGGCGCGAGAAGUGCCCGGCCGUGAUCCAGCGCGCCCAGAGCAUCUCCAAGUCCACACACAGCCUCAUGGUGUGACUGCCCCCUGCCCCAGCCCCAGCCCCAGGCCCUCCUCGAGCAGCCGGACACCCCCAACCUGGCUCCAGGGCUCCCCGGGGAAGACCCCCCAACUGCCCCCGGGCUCUGCUCACCCCCCAGGGCAGCUCAUCCUUCCCGCAGGGCCACACGGUGCCUUGCAGAUGCCACAGUGCCAGGGCCCAGGCAGGGACUCGGGCUCUUUUCCAGGGGCAGCCCCCAGCCAGGGUGUGGGGGGCCGUGGGGAGUUGCCCCCCAGGCUGGGAGUGAUGGGAGCUGAGCAGGACAUGGGCCACAGGGGUGGGGGCUGUGUGCCCGGUGCCUUUGCGGGGUGGCCCACGGGCCAGGGGCUGGGUCUCCGACAGGUCAUGCUCCCCACCCCCGCCUGAGACCUGGCCUUGACCCCCAGGGUGCCCUGGCCCUGACAGGGGCAGGAUGGUGCUGCAGAGAUGCCCCAGGGCCAAGCCCUGUCCCCACUAUGGCAGUGCCAAACCCCGCCAUCGCGCCAUGGCAGAGCCUGGCAGGACAAGGCCCAGCCACGGGGACGGUGGGU
Messenger RNA from Gavialis gangeticus (Gharial), 1122 nucleotides. RefSeq names its product MORN repeat containing 4 (gene MORN4). Bases 132 to 572 code for a protein of 146 amino acids. NCBI's taxonomy places the organism in Eukaryota, Metazoa, Chordata, Crocodylia, Gavialidae. The record is from RefSeq and is a predicted model, not a curated record. The transcript has 5 exons.